AGCAUUCUGCAGGAAUCAUAUGAGCCAAUAGUAAACUUUGAUAAUCAGUCCAUCUGGAUGUGAUCGCUUACUCAAGUGUCUGCAAUAAGCAGGUUAAAUCAUUGUGAAGACAAGAUGCUGGAAAGCAAGUGAAGACUGAUACACUUAUCCCUCUUCACCACCUCCUGUAUUCUACCAUGAUUACACUCUAAGGAGGACAUUUAGUUAAUAGUCAUCAAUUGUGCUUCUCCUUACCCCUCUAUGAGGAAGUAGCCUAAUAGCCAAGUUGCAAGCUUCUUCUAAGGGCCAUGAGUUUCAUAGGUGACACCUGGAAAAUGAGAUAAUGACCACCUAUCUCCUUUAUCCUGGGCAUUCAGAAAGGGUUUGGACUCUUUUUGACAUUUCUGAAUCAACAACAGAGGAUAACAGCUAUGAUGUGAUGUAUAAGCCACACAAAUAAAUACAAAUGUGGACUGUAGGCCUCCAAAGAAGAAAUGAACUUGCUGAGGAUCUGUGCCAGACACUAGAAAUGUCUGAGAUGUUAAGAGAAACUGGUAACGUCUGAACAUAUCCAACCAAACAGGCAAAAUCGUGCACCAUCACUACCACCACAUUUUACCACAAAGGAAUGCCACUGCACAUGGACUCCAAGCAGAUUAAAAAUAAAAAUAGUUGAUUAGACUUCAGACUGUCCUGAACGGGAUGACGGCUACAGCUACAGUGAAGACACCAAAAAUGGAGAAGAGUGCCUCCAAGGAAGAGAAACAGCAGCCUAAGCAGGACAGCACAGAGCAGGGCAAAGCUGAUUCUGAAGAGUGGAUGAGCUCUGAGAGUGACCCUAAACAAAUGAGCCUUAUGAGUGGUAACCACAAUGAAGACAGCUGUCAACCUGGGGUUUCUCAGUUAAAGAAAGAUGUGAUUUCCUCCAAGUCACACCGCCAGCUCUGUAGAUCACCCUGCCUAGAUUGUCCAAGCUUCUCCCAGAGCAGCAUUUUGCAGUAUGGGACGCUUGACUUGGAAAAGGAAUAUCAAGCCAAGAUGGAUUUUGCUCUAAAGUUGGGCUAUGCAGAGGAACAGAUUCAAUCAGUGCUGAACAAGUUGGGCCCAGAAUCACUUAUUAAUGAUGUAUUGGCAGAACUUGUAAGACUUGGGAACAAAGGUGAUACAGAAGGACAGGUCAACUUGAGUCUGUUAGUGCCUCGGGGGCCCAAUUCCAGAGAGAUUACAAGCCCUGAACUGUCUUUUGAAGGUGAAAUAGAAAAUAUUGACAAUUUGAGGCCUGUUGUCAUUGAUGGAAGUAAUGUAGCAAUGAGCCAUGGGAAUAAAGAAGAGUUCUCCUGCAGAGGAAUCCAACUUGCUGUAGAUUGGUUUCUAGAUAAAGGCCAUAAGGAUAUUACUGUAUUUGUGCCUGCAUGGAGAAAGGAGCAAUCUCGUCCUGAUGCACCAAUUACAGAUCAAGAUAUCCUGCGUAAACUGGAGAAGGAAAAGAUUCUUGUCUUUACACCAUCGCGAAGGGUCCAAGGCAGGAGAGUUGUCUGCUAUGAUGACCGGUUCAUAGUCAAACUGGCUUUUGAUUCUGAUGGCAUCAUUGUAUCCAAUGAUAACUACAGAGACCUUCAAGUUGAAAAGCCAGAAUGGAAGAAGUUUAUAGAGGAGCGGUUGCUGAUGUAUUCUUUUGUGAAUGACAAAUUUAUGCCACCAGAUGAUCCUUUAGGACGCCAUGGCCCAAGUCUUGAAAAUUUCUUAAGAAAAAGACCAAUUGUUCCUGAGCACAAGAAGCAACCAUGCCCUUAUGGCAAAAAAUGCACCUACGGCCACAAGUGCAAAUACUACCACCCGGAGCGGGCCAACCAACCCCAGCGUUCGGUGGCUGAUGAGCUCCGCAUCAGUGCCAAACUGUCCACAGUGAAAACCAUGAGUGAAAGUACCCUGGCAAAAUGUGGCGCAGGGUUGUCUAGUGCCAAAGGUGAGAUAACCUCAGAAGUCAAACGUGUGGCCCCCAAGCGCCAGUCAGAUCCCAGCAUCCGGUCUGUGGCUGUGGAGCCUGAGGAAUGGUUGUCCAUUGCCCGUAAACCUGAGGCCAGCUCUGUCCCCUCACUUGUGACUGCCCUAAGUGUCCCUACAAUCCCACCCCCCAAAAGCCAUGCAGUGGGUGCCCUCAAUACCCGUUCAGCCAGCAGCCCAGUGCCAGGAUCCUCUCAUUUUCCCCACCAGAAGGCCUCGUUGGAGCACAUGGCCAGCAUGCAGUACCCCCCUAUUCUGGUUACCAAUAGCCAUGGCACCCCUAUUAACUAUGCUGAGCAAUACCCAAAGUUUGAGUCCUUGGGAGAUCACAGCUACUAUUCAAUGUUAGGUGACUUCUCCAAACUGAACAUCAACAGCAUGCAUAACCGAGAGUACUACAUGGCUGAAGCAGACAGGGGCAUGUAUGCCCGGAAUCCCAAUCUCUGUCCUGACAGCCAUAUGAGCCAUACCAGGAAUGACAACUAUUCCUCUUAUAACAACCUGUACUUGGCUGUGGCUGAUGCCCAUCCUGAAGGCAGUUUGAAGCUGCAUCGCUCAGCAUCUCAGAACCAUCUUCAGCCUUUUCCUCAUGGUUACCAUGAAGCCUUAACACGAGUGCAGAGCUAUGGCUCAGAGGAUUCUAAGCAAGCCCCCCACAAGCAGUCAGUCCCCCACUUAGUUCUGCAUGCCCAGCACCCAGCAACUGGACCACGCUCCAGCUGUCCUGCAGACUAUCCCAUGCCUCCCAGUAUCCAUCCUGGAGCCACCCCCCAGCAAGGACGUGCCCUGGUGAUGACUCGGAUGGACAGCAUUUCUGACUCCCGCCUCUAUGAGAGCAACCCCAUGAGACAAAGGCGACCUCCUCUGUGCCGGGAACAACAUGCCAGCUGGGACCCACUGCCCUGUGCAACCGACUCAUAUGGCUACCACUCUUAUCCCUUGAGUAACAGCCUCAUGCAACCAUGCUAUGAGCCAGUCAUGGUAAGAAGUGUGCCUGAAAAGAUGGAGCAGCUUUGGAGGAAUCCUUGGGUUGGGAUGUGCAAUGAUUUCAGGGAGCAUAGGAUCCCAGAGCACCAGUAUCAGACCUACAAGAACCUUUGCAAUAUUUUUCCUUCAAACAUUGUCCUUGCAGUAAUGGAGAAGAAUCCACACACAGUAGAUGCCCAGCAACUGGCAGCCUUGAUUGUUUCUAAGCUUCGGGCUGCACACUGACAUGACAUAGGAUACAUCCCUUUAUAUAAAAAUAUGAAUACUAAUAUGAAUAAUCACUAAUACCGUGAUAGUAACUACUAAUUUUGUGUUGCGCUUUACAAGUUAUAUCUUGAAGCGUGUAACAACCCUGUGAGGUAAGUCUUACUAAUGUCUUGUCUCUAGACAAGGAAACUGAAGCUCAGUGAGAUUAAGUGACCUGCCAAGGUCACACUACUAGCAAAUGUCCAAGCCAGAACUCACACCCAAGUCCUCUGAAUCCAAAUCUCAUGCCCUUUUGCCCUGCACCAUGCAGGUAAUGGAGGACAAAACCCAGGAGACGAGGUCUAAGUUUAAGAAACUCCAAGGAAUUCCAUUACCAAUGUUUUCUUAGUCACACAUUCUGUAUUACAAAGUAAUGAUGAUAAAACUAAUUUAGAGAUCAAGAGCAUCAGAAUCAGAUCAUAUGUUGAAUUAACCUUUUGAGAUUUUUCAUAGGAAUAUUUAAAGCUAUUUAAAAGUAAAUGCAUACUUUAUUGCAUGGAUAUCUGACCAUUCAAUACCUUUGCUAACCAAGCUAUAGGGUCACAUUGAAGUUUCUAGAAAUAUAUUUCAAACAUAAGGUUAACAAUUAUAUUGCAUGAAUGACUAUAUAUCUAGUUUGAGAUGUGUGUGUAUUUCUGCAUAACAUUUUACAUAGUGAUGAUAAGACAGGCUUUGCACAGUCCUUAGCCUAACAGCUUACAGAUCACAAAUCUGACUUGAUUUUGUCACAUUUAUAGUUUCAAAAAAUACUUUGAAAGUGAAAUUACAUGCCAAUAUUUGAACAUUGCUUCCUUAGGCACCAGAGCAAAUAGCUCUUUCCUUUGCAUUUUUUACUUGUCAAAAUUUAUUGACAGUUUUUAGCUUUCAAGUCUCUUCACCUCAGCAAAUUAGGGAUCAAAUUGCAGCCACCUUCUGCAGAAGAGCUGUUGGAUAAAAUCAAGUUCCAAGCAUAGUAGGCGUGUGCACGACAAGCGCAGAAAAGUCUGACCAAGACCAAGGGAUUUACUACCAGAGUCUGCUUCUCUUAUCCCAGAAGAAAUGGCCGAACUUAUGUGGCAUUAAAUGAUGAACACAAAAGCUGCACUCAAGGGAGAAUCUAAAGGAUGCUCUUUGGACUUUUGACCUAUGCAGCAUUCAAUAUCACAGGAUGAAAUGUAAUGGAAGACAGUGCAUAGCCAUGUAACACACUUUCUGCAGCUG
Manis pentadactyla (Chinese pangolin) is the source of this 4416-nucleotide messenger RNA. RefSeq names its product zinc finger CCCH-type containing 12B (gene ZC3H12B). Gene Ontology annotation, molecular function: mRNA binding; RNA endonuclease activity; metal ion binding. The transcript has 8 exons. The record is from RefSeq and is a predicted model, not a curated record. Lineage: Eukaryota; Metazoa; Chordata; Mammalia; Pholidota; Manidae. Gene Ontology annotation, cellular component: cytoplasmic ribonucleoprotein granule; nucleus. The coding region runs from base 682 to 3195 and encodes 837 amino acids.